AUGGCGGUCAGCGUGGCGGGCUGGGGCUCGCUCUUUUCUCAGCUGGAGGAGAAGCGCAUCCCCGAGGACGCGCUGGCGGUGCUGACCCAGGAGCACCACCUCGACGAGGGCAGGAUCGAGUCGACGCAGAAGGCGGCGAAGGCGCAGGGCUGGAAGGCCGACCUAUACCUUGUUCGUCGCACGGGCACAGGCUAUGUGCGGCAGGGCUUCCGGACUACCGACCGAGGCCCCAAGGAGGGCCUCGUCCUCUCUUCGCUGCACCUUCACACCGGCAAUGACCUCUCGGGCACCAACUUGGACAUCCUGUUCCAGAUCGGCACCGUUGUCCACGCGGCAGGACGGCCGUCCAUAUUGGGAGGCGACUGGCAGCACCUCUCAGACUCAUUCAACAGCGCGAGAUGGCCCAAGUCUGUGAAGGGCAAUGUGGUGGCCCCUGGCCAAGCCACGUGUUGCGCGGGUUCGAGUGCGAGGGUGGUCGGCAAUUUCUGCGUAAAGCUUGAGUCGGGCACGCGCACCUAUGACGGGCUGUCGCUGAUCCCGCUCAUGGCGCAGAAGGCCCACAUGGCCAAGGCUUUCCCGUCGGGCCAGUUGAUCAGGCCGCAGCUCCCCGCCGCGAGCCGGCAGGGGGCCCAGGUGUCAGCGGAGGCGGCCGCAUCGAAGCAGGACCUGGAUGCCACUUUCAGCAUGCGGCUCGGGAGGUACGAGGACGAGCUCAUCCAGCACCUCGGGGCGAAGGGUCGGGGGGCCUCGGAGCCCUGCGAGAGCCACUGGCAGUGGCUUGCCCAACUUCGCGAUGCCGCGGAAGACGCGAUGGCCCGAGAUGCGGGAAGCAUGGGGCCGCUGGUCCGGCGGCUGGAUCAGCUAAGCGACGAGGGCCUGGACUUCGUGGGGCACGACGUCGAGGAGAUCAGGCAGGUUGGUGACGCGCUUUGCUCCGUCACAGGCCUCGGCUGCGACGCGGCGCGCCCGAUGCGCAUGCUCUUCCCGAAGGACGACGCCCUCCCGGCCCUCCGCGCGCCGUGGGGCGCCGCGCAGCAGACGGGGUUCGCGCCCGACGCGAUGCGGCGCGCCGUCGGCAUCUUCCACGGCGUGGCGCGCCCCCUGACUAGGUUAUUUCGGUCUACGACGGGGGCGCGGUGGGCGGACCAAAACAAGCGUAGCGACAUCUUCGGGCCGGAGGGCCAGAGCUGCGAUGCGCGCACAUGGGGGCAGGCUGCCGCAGGCGAGUGGGCCACGACCAACAUGAUGACGCGCCUGUCCGCCCUGCUCGACUUGUCCGAGGCGCGCGAGUACACUCGCUGGCGCGAGCUCCAUUCGCGAGCGAGGGGCCUCAGCCUCAACGCGCGCCUGCUGAGGUUGCUGACCGCGCUGCGCUCGACGCCGCGGCUGCUGCCCCACGAAGGAGGUGCGAUCGAGCUGCAGGCGCCGGGGCGCGGCGCUGUGGCAGGCUGUUAUUUCGCCUGCCUCAUGACGCGCAGCUUCCCCAUUCUCAUCCUGGGCGGCAUGGCGAUGAUGCCGGGCAUAUCGGUCGGCAACGUGGUCGACGAUACCCACGCGCAGGCGUCGGAUGGGCGGAUGGCGGCGGCGCGGCAGAGCGGCGCAGCGCGCCGCAAAGUCAGGGGCGAGCUGCAGGGAGGGGGGCCGUCGGUGAACGCAUGGAAAUGUAAGCUCGUGGGCAGUGACUUCGAAGCUGCCAAGGAGCUCGCCCGAAAGUUCCACUCGCUCGCGCAGGCGCGGGCUCGCUCGACAAGGGGCCCGGGCUGCGGCUUCGCCCGCGGCGGGCGCGUCGGCAUGCCGGCGCGGCUAGGUCGCCCGGGCAAGGCGCAGAGGCGGCGCGUAAAACUCAUAACGCUGCGCAAGGAGAGGGGCAGGUGCAAGCAGCUGGUCAGCCUGGGGCACGUCCCAGCCGGUGGCGAGAACCCUUGGGGCCGCGCGACGGGCCCAGCGUCGGCCGCGGGCGGGCGCAGGCAAAAUAUGCACGGCCGACGGGGCGUCGAGGCGCGGCUGCUCGAUGAGGCCCUCUGCGAAGAGGGCUACCUGAAUGGCGCCCAGAUGCACCCUGUGGAUCCUGUCGCCCAGGAGCGGGUGGUCAAGUCCCACCAGCUGGUCCACUAUGUUGACGAGUUCCUGGCCAGACGAUCCGAGCUGCUGGGCCCAGGCGUGACGUACGCGCCACUGUCAAUGCGCAAGGUCUCGGCCAGCCUUGCAAGGGCGGAGCUGCAGCUGCCAGACUGCUCAGACCUGCCCCAAGACGCUGAGCGCCCCUCCGUGCCCCAGUUGCCCCAGCCCGCGGAGCGCACCCUCCAGCCGAUCGACACUUCCGGCCCCUGCCGCCCUCGUCCCAGGAGAAGAGCCCCACCAGGGAUCGAAGAGCUCUACCUUGGGUCUGUUCAAGGCUGGCAGGCCGAGUGUGCGCCCCGGUUCAGGCGCCAGCGCUUCCCCGGCAGAGGAGCUGCGGCGAGGCCAGCAGCCGCCCCCUUCGACUCCGCGGCGCACCUGGUCGUUGUCGUCCAGCAAACGGGAUCCGCGGACUUCGGAGCUGCUGAAGGCCCGCCUGGCCUCAACAGCCUGUCAGCCGCGCGGUCCCACAUCAGGGCUCUGGAGAAGAAGCUGGCGAACAUCAGGGAACCGCUGACCGACGAGGUACAGCAGAGGGUGCAGCUCCAAAUUGUCCCAGUGCUGAAAGCCAAACUCGACAUGGAGGUGGACCCGCUGGCGGAGAGAAGGCGCAACGCGGCAUCCCACGUCUUCGGCGUGACGGCGGGUGAUAUCGCGACAGCGUCGCUUCGGCAGCUGAGCGCCUGGCAGCGCGGCGGCAGGGAGUGCGAUGCGGUCGUGCCGAGGUUCGUCCCCGACGGUAUCGCCGAGGAGGAGCACGAAUGGCAGGACCUCGCGGAGGAACCGCCGGAGUUUUCGCCAGGCGUGGCGGCAGGCUGGAAGCUUGCGAACUGCCAGGCUGAGGAGUCGAGCAGUUCCGCGCGGCACCCGGUGGAGAUGCCGUCCGUGCUCGGCGACAGCAAAACCGAGGUCGACACCGCCGCCCACGUUUCAGAGGAGCUGGCCUGGACAUGGCCCACAGGGAGGUGCUGGAGCAUGCUGCGGGAGUGGGCCAGGGGAGACCCUGUCGACACGGCCGCACUCGCGGCUGCCCGCGGAAGACGCGGUCGCGUCGAGAUGAGAUUGGCCGACGCCGAGCGCGUGCAGCGCAGUUUCGCCAUGGUCGACGCCGCCGCGCGCCUUUUAGAGGAGCUGGCCUGGGCGACCGUGGCCCACGAGCAGGCGAGCGUGGCGUGCCCCAUCAACUGCCACUGCGACUAUGGCAUGUCUGGCAUCUUGUUGGGCAUAUUUGUAAUUCUCGCCGCGGGCGUGUUCACCUUCUUUCCCGUCUUCCUGAAUUGGUUCGCGUGGGAGUGGUACAUCGACCUGUGCUGGCUCUGGUUUUGCCUCGGGGUCGUCAUCCUGACGUUCGCCUGCGUCUACGAGUGCUGCGUCGGCGCUCCCGACGCGAAGGCCCGGAAGCCAGAGGCGGACGUCGAGGCGAGCGUGGCGUGCCCCAUCAACUGCCACUGCGACUAUGGCAUGUCUGGCAUCUUGUUGGGCAUAUUUGUAAUUCUCGCCGCGGGCGUGUUCACCUUCCUUCCCGUCUUCCUGAAUUGGUUCGCGUGGGAGUGGUACAUCGACCUGUGCUGGCUCUGGUUUUGCCUCGGGGUCGUCAUCCUGACGUUCGGCUGCGUCUACGAGCGCUGCGUCGGCGCUCCCGACGCGAAGGCCCGGAAGCCAGAGGCGGACGUCGAGGACGGCGCCGCGAAUGCCCUUGCGCUUUACAUUAUGAUCAACAACUAG
Prorocentrum cordatum is the source of this 3843-nucleotide messenger RNA. The record is from the annotation of a GenBank genome assembly. Lineage: Eukaryota; Dinophyceae; Prorocentrales; Prorocentraceae.